AUGCUUCCCCUACUUCAUGGAAAUACUGGUCAUUCAUCUGUUGUUAAACUAUCAGUUGAAACAACUGAAAAAAUAAAAUCUUUUAUUAGAUUAAUUGGUAAUCAACAUGAUAAUCAUGUAAGUAAUUGGAGUUUUCGAAGAAUAUGGAAGAACGAUGCUGAGUUAAGUAAGACCAUAAUUAGAAAACUAUCAAAAGAUGUAUGUGACGAAUGUACUCUAUUUAAAUAUGUGUUAAAAGAGUGCAAUAGUGUAGAUGAAAACCUUGAUAUCCAAUUUGUCAAGCAUAUAAUUGAUUAUUGUUUUAUGAAGGAGGCAUAUGAAAAUGAUAUUCGAAUGGCAAAAGAGUGGUACUAUUCAUUAUUGUUGAAAGUACACCAAUUUGAAUUAGUGAAUGAAGGUAUUGAUCACUAUUGGCAUGUUCUUUAUACAGAAGCAAAAGCAUCAAAAGGAGCCAAUGAAGUUACAUCUAUAGUGCAUUCAUUUCUCACUUCUGUUUUGGGUAAAGCAGAUGAAAUCAGUACUUUCUAUGGGCUUGUCACAUUUGGAUAUUUCAAAAGAUCAAAUAUUGCUUCCAGAUCAAAGAGCAUACUUGAAAUUCUGUUGACUGAGGAUUUGGAUGAAUUCAAAUUAUUAAAACCGAAUGUCAAUGCUGAAAGUUUAAAUCCUCAAGAACUCUUGCCAAAAGGUCUUUCUGAAGAAAAACAAGUUGACAUUUGGAACAACAUUCUCCCAUAUUGCCCUAUUGCUUUCUGUGACAAAUUUUGUUCAAAACCAAGUGAUGAUUUAAUUGAAAGGGUUGGAAAUCGGAAAAGGGCCUGUGCAAAAGAGACACAACAAAAACAAAAUAUUAAAAAGAAAUAUAAUUAG
Messenger RNA from Cetraspora pellucida, 867 nucleotides. The record is from the annotation of a GenBank genome assembly. Lineage: Eukaryota; Fungi; Glomeromycota; Glomeromycetes; Diversisporales; Gigasporaceae.